AUGUGGUACGGCAGAUCGCAGGAAGGAGUCCCGCAAUUACAACAGCGACUUGCGUUGGAUGCUGUAUGGGUUGUACCAGGAGAUAUUCGCAAAAAGUAUUUGAAGGAUGAAUUGCGUACUGAUAGAUUAGAAGCUGAAGUAUAUUUAAAGUGGUCAGCAAAUAUUGGUAUUAAAAAUCGAGUAAAAAUUGUGCUUGAAAAUGGAUAUUCAUGUAAUGCACCUGCAUGUUUACUUACUGCAUUCUCGGAUAUCUUUCGCAAACUUAUUUCAGCACAAGCAACACAAGAAACACUUUCAUCGGGUAAAGAAAUCACAGUUCAUUUAAAUGAUAUGCCAAAUAUUACGAAUGCCGGUCUCUAUAAUGUGGUAGCUUUCAUUCAAAGUGGACAAAUCAAAUUUUUAGAAAAUGAAUUGGAGAAUGUUCUAAUAGCAGCUAAUGAUCUUCAAGUGACUUCAUUGGUAUCAUUAAUUUGUGAAGAAAUGACUGAACGCAUAUUAGAAAAUACAUCACCACCAAUUUCAUUACUUUACUCAGCUAUUGCUUGUUUACCUCCACAAUCACAAUAUCGUAAUAUGGUUGUUGAUGGUGCAGCAAUNAAAUUUCAUGAUAUUCUGGCAAGCCCAAAAUUUCAGAAGUAA
Messenger RNA from Brugia pahangi, 639 nucleotides. The record is from the annotation of a GenBank genome assembly. NCBI's taxonomy places the organism in Eukaryota, Metazoa, Nematoda, Chromadorea, Rhabditida, Onchocercidae.